GAUUAUUAUAGGCUUUGAUUCCAAAGAAAAGAAGCAAGCAAAAACGUACUCGUAAAAAAGACACCCCGACUGUUACUCUUAAUUUUGUUUAUGGCCAAAAAAAGUACGUGAUGUAAAAACUAAAAACACAGUUACUAUAACUGUUUCGACGGCAAUACAAUUAUCCGCAUACGAUUUAUUACCGCUCGCAAAGUUUAUAUUGCAUAUUUUAUAAUAACACACGGAUUGUCGACUUCCAGUCACGUGUUUAUAAAAUCAGUUUAGAAGUUAACGUUUACAUAUGGAAAUAUAAUUUAAAUAAUAUCAUAAUUAGUGGUGCUCGAACGGUGGCCUUGUUACAUUGGUGUCGUCGCUCGUCUGCGUGUUGCUUUUAUGGGAACCUACCACGACACCCAUCUUCCAUGACUCAGGAACAUCAGCAAGCAAGUAUCGACGAGGGAGGCUGGGUGACAAGAAACUUUCCCACCUAGUAUCUGUGUACUCGUGUGAAACGCACAAUCUCAUAAAACUCUCUAUAAAGUAUAAUUUAAGUUACAAACAUGCAGUUCAUACGCUCCUUUUUCAAACGGAUCACCGAUGAUCUCAAACAGAAGAAACUCAUUCCUCUCAAAAUAUUGUUCUUCGUACAUGCCUCCACUCUGUUCGUGCUGUAUCCGUACCUGACGAUACACAUGCGAGAGCUGGGCAUCAACGUGGAGGAGACCGCCAUCAUGUCAGCAGUAACUCCAGUUGUCUCCAUCGUUAUGCCGCCGCUGGCUGGCAUGCUCGCUGAUAAAAUAGGAAACUUCAGGUUAUUGUUGGCGUUAUCGUCGGCUCUGGGGGGAGCGUCUGCUCUACUUCUACUGGCGGUCCCCGUCGGAAGGAUCACGGUGACCUUCCCGCCGGCUGUGGAACUGCUGGCGACCUGCGACGACUCCUCGAUGAGACUGCGGCUCAUGAAAGACCACCCCUGCCUACCACUACAUCCCUACUCUUAUGAUAUCAACCUUACAGUCCUAUCAUGUGGAUUUGUUUGUAAUUUACCAGACGACAUGUCAUCAGACGAAAUAAAUGGAGUAAUUCAUACGAAUUCGUACGACAUACACUUACAAUCUAAUAUUGAUUCACAACGACUCGUGUACCGGCACACGGUGAUGGCACAGCUGGCGCAGUCAUUAGCUCCCAAGAAAGACCAAAGCACGUCACGCAUAUUAACCAACGACCCAUUCUUUAACACGACGAUUUCAAAGGUAUCAGACCACGCUAUAUUCUUCCCAGCGCCUAAGUUGUACCAAAUAGAAUGUAGUCGUGAUACCAAUAAUGGAACAUGCAUAUUCGGAAAAGAUGACAUAUUUAACGAAACCGAAGACCUCUUAGAUGAAUCAAUACUCCGUAUGAGGAUAUCCCAUGACGUGCAAACUGCACCCCUCGACAUAAGGAGCUACUGGAUUAAAGCCGUCUCUACAAAAAACACCACGAAAUUCGAUGAAGAUUACGAUGGAGUCGACAGCAUUUCAUGCAGCGAUAACUUUGGUCAAGACGGUGGAGUGCGAGUACAAGCAGGGUCGCGAAAAUUGGCAGGAUGUGCGGCCGCGUGUGCUGCGUCCACUCCGCGCAAGGGGCUCUGCGAUAACACGCAGCAGCAAAUUGAACUGGACCCCGCCUUCACCUUCUGGGCCUAUCUCGCUGUGCGAGUAUUCAUAGGGAUCAUCGGCGGGACAGCGUUUGCGAUGUUCGAGGGCGCUGUCAUCGCCAUCGUGAGGGAACAGAAGGCGGACUACGGGCUGCAGCGCGUGUACGGCAGUAUUGGUGGCAUGAUCUCGUCACCACUGUCGGGAUUGCUCAUCGACUACGCUAGCAGGGGGAAGGGGUACACCGACUUCAGGCCUGCCUUUUAUCUAUAUGCGGUACUGAAGGUGGCUUCUGGUGCCCUGAUGUUGAGUAUAGACUUGGAGUUCAAGCAGCCGGCGCAGAACCUUCUUGAAGACGUCAUCUCCGUGUUCAGAAAUGUUGAAAUUGUUGCGCUCUUCAUUGCCUGCUUCAUUAUGGGAACUGCUUGGGGCUACAUCGAGAGCUUCCUGUUCUGGUUGCUGCAGGAUCUCGGAGCGUCUCGCUCCCUCAUGGGCAUCACGAUCACGGUGGGAGGCAUCGCUGGUCUGCCACUCCUCGUGCUCUCCGGCCCCAUCAUAAGGCGCUUGGGCCACGCCAAUGUCUUGUUCAUCGGAUUCAUAUUCUACGCUAUUAGAUUGCUCGGUUACUCGCUUAUAUACAACCCGUGGCUCUGCCUCAUCUUCGAGGCUCUGGAGUCGGUGACGUCAUCGCUGUCGUUCACCGCGGCCGUGACGUAUGCGGCGCGACUGUCCUCCACCACUACUGACACAUCAGUGCAAGGACUACUCGGAGGACUGUAUUAUGGUGUUGGGAAGGGUGCAGGAAGUCUUAUCGGCGGCUACCUCAUGAAGUUCUUCGGUACCAGGCCUACUUAUCAGAUAUUCUCAUGCGCGACAUUUAUCACUGGCUGCAUUUACUAUCUCUUUAACACAUUUUAUCUUCGCAAGAGAGCGAUGAACGAUGACAACGAUAUCUGUAAGAAGAAGCAGUCACCGGCUGACAUCGAGUGCAAUGAGACCAUCAAAGAUAGCGAUAAACCAUUCCCAGCGAUAGAUGUCGCUAGCAAAAUAGAUGCCAAGUUAGAGCCACCUGUUGUAGAGAAAGUGAAAGAAGCGGAUUCGAAUCUCGCCAAGUUAACAUCGGACAAUACAGAUGGCGGCAGCGACUCCGGAGUCGACAACCCCGCGUACAACGAGACGGAGGCCUCAGAAUCUAGGAAAGAUGAAAACAAAGCGAACGGCUAGUAGCCGGACCACUGUGUGAUAUAUCUACAUACAAACUAUUUAAGUAUUAGUAGCCAUAAGGAGGAUAAUUUAAGAUUGAGUUAACCAGUUCGACUGGUAAUGUAGACAGCUAAAUCUAUAAUAAUAACUUUAAGCUAAAUUUAGUUUUAGUUGUUUUGAUUUUGGUUUUACAGUCAAGUCACGUACACAGGCUCGAUUACAUUUGAUCUGAAACCAUCAUCACAUACUAAAGGCUAUUGUAAGCCGUGAGUACCAUUUGACAGUUUUAGAAAGGUGUUUGCACUUGCCGCUGCUGGUCCCAGAAUGGUAGAGCUAUUGUCAGCAUACUGAGACUCUGUCGUGGCAUGUUAAUCAAUCGAUACCAACUGUCAUAUAGUGAUCUCUGAUAUCUAUGAUAAUCAUAAGAGUUUUUAUUGCCGGUUUUACCCAGAAGCAAUGGGUUGUGGAAGUCAAAAAUUCAUCUGCUCCAUAAAAUUCUGUAUCUUACUAGCUGAUUCUUUCACAGCGUAGGGUAAGGCUAGACAGAAAAACAUUAAGCACAUUGUGACAAACAUUAUGUUAACUCUGAGUUUGAUUGACAAGUAGAUGAACUAAAAAUAAAUGGUUUAAUUUUGAAUAUUAUCCAAGUUUUAUUCCAUUUUUUAUGUCCAUGUCUAAAGUAGCUGUUUCUUCGACACGUUAUUAGAUGUUAAAUAUCAAAUCACACAAUUCGGAAUUGUGAUCCUACGUUGAAGUUCCAGAGCAGUGAGGUAAUACAAAUUAAGAAUUAAUUAUGAUAAAAUAAUAAAAUAUUUAUUAAUAAAAUACUGUUAAUUUGA
This is a messenger RNA of Trichoplusia ni (cabbage looper), 3652 nucleotides long. RefSeq lists its product as uncharacterized. The coding region runs from base 540 to 2834 and encodes 764 amino acids. The record is from RefSeq and is a predicted model, not a curated record. NCBI's taxonomy places the organism in Eukaryota, Metazoa, Arthropoda, Insecta, Lepidoptera, Noctuidae. The transcript has 11 exons. Gene Ontology annotation, cellular component: membrane.